CCUGGACUGACACUAGUUCCUGGCUUUGUCUGAUUCACACUCCCGAGGAGACACAUGCACUUCAGAAACAUGAUAUGCUAGGCAUAAAAGGGAGCAAACAUCAGAUACAGCAGGAUCCAGCUAAAUCGCGGCUUUCAGUAAUAUCCAAUUCCAUUGGUGCUGAAAGUUGGAUCUAAUGAAGUCUGAGAUUUUGCUAACUGCACAUGACAAGAUCAUAAAAAGAGCCCUAAGCAUUUGAGAGCAAAGCAAACAUAGAGGCCAUUUUCCCUGACCUGUAGAAGAGUUCACAAUGGAGACUUCAGUCACUACAGAGCCCUACUACAACACAGACACCAAGAAUGACUUCUUUUCUGGACGCUUAUGUGUGAGCAUGGACGUGCGGGCAUUUGGGAUCACAGUGCUGACCCCCCUGUACUCCCUGGUGUUCAUCAUUGGUGUGAUAGGCAAUGUCCUAGUGGUUCUGGUGCUGACACAGCACAGGAGGCUUCAAAGUAUGACCAGCAUCUACCUAUUCAACCUGGCUAUCUCUGAUCUAGUCUUCCUCUUUGCAUUACCUUUCUGGAUUGACUAUAUAAUAAAAGGAGACUGGAUUUUUGGUGAUGCCAUGUGUAAGUUCCUCUCUGCAUUUUAUUACCUGGGCUUGUACAGUGACAUGUUUUUCAUCACCCUGCUUACAAUUGAUAGGUAUCUAGCCGUCGUCCAUGCUGUGUUUGCCUUGCGGGCCCGAACCGUCACUUUUGGCAUCAUUACCAGCGUCAUCACCUGGGUCCUGGCCAUCUUGGCUUCCAUUCCUUGUCUGUGUUUUUUCAAGGCCCAGUUGGAGUUCACUUACAAUACCUGCAGAGCAGAUUUGCCCAAGGAAAGCCUAAAUUAUUUUUUGAGGUUUCAGGCUGUAACAAUGAACCUCCUUGGACUAAUUUUACCUCUCUUCGCCAUGAUUAUCUGCUACACAAGGAUCAUCAAUGUUCUACAUAGAAGACCCAAUAAGAAGAAGGCCAAAGCUAUGCGUCUGAUUUUUGUUAUCACGCUUCUCUUCUUCCUCCUCUGGACCCCUUACUAUCUGGCUGCAUUUGCUUCUGCUUUUGAAGACUUCCUAUUCACCAGUGGGUGCGAGAGAAGCCAACAGUUGGACCUGGCCUUGAUGGUAACUGAGGCUAUUGCCUACACCCACUGCUGCGUCAACCCAUUCAUUUAUGUCUUUGUGGGUAAGCGGUUCAGGAAGUACCUCCGGCAGCUGUUUCAGAGGCAUACAGCUAAUCCCCUGGCAAAAUGGCUGCCCUUCUUCUCUGUGGACCGAACCCAGGGGGCCAGUUCCGUGUCUCCAUCCACAGGGGAGAAUGAGCACUCUGCUGGUAUCUAAUUCAAAUUCCUGGAUGCCAACCAAGAUCCAAGAAAGAGUGAAAAAAUAGCGACUCUUCAAAAUAGAUACUGACUGAAGACUCGUUGUCUUGUAGACCAGUGGGACCUUGCAGGUAGCUUAGAUAGAAGUCAACUCUUUAAUGUUUGUCGCUAUGUUCUUCCUGUCAGAAAGGAGAUGUAUGAACAAAUUGUGACAUUCCAAAGACCAGGUCAAUAGGUUUCAGGGAAGGGCUUAGAUACAAUAAGAGGUAGCAUUUGUGGUCAAUAGGACUGUCAAAUAAAGUGAACCCUACAAUAAUUGUGGAACCAGUUAAGUCUAUGAUUGUGUGUGCUCUGAACCUAGAAGUCAAUGGCAGAUCACAGAUGCCUUCUCUGCUGCACCCUCACUGCAGGGCCUGAACUCUUGAAAACCCCUAAAUUUAAGAUCUAUUGUGGCACUGCUUUAUCAUUUGGGUAGUAAAGUCAUUAGAGAGAGAUUUAUACUUGUUAAAUUAUAUUCUUCUCCCUAAGGGAAGUGGCCUCUUAGUAUAUAAUAUAGCAUAAUAUAACUAAUAUAAUAUAUGUAGUGUUUGUUAACCUUAGAGAUGUUAGCCUAAUCCUGCUGGUUCUAGAAAAAUAAUUACUAGUGCAUUGUCUUUGGUUAACAGCAUGACUAAUAUGUACAGAGUGUGAGAAGCAUCUGGAAUAAUUUUACCAUGCUUGACCAUGGAACUUAGUUCACCUAGUGGUUCCAUUUUCAGCUGCUGCCACCUGCUUCUCACAGGAGAACUUACUUGGUUUGAUAAUUCCAUUUACUACUCUUCUCUCAUGAUGGAAAAAAGAUAGACUUUUGUUUUGUAAUGCUUUAUUCAUCACAAAUGACUUCUAUCAACUUAUUACUUCAUUGAUCUUAUACCUUGUUAAAUAGAAAUCCCUAAUUUGGGGGGGGGGUUGUUUUAUUGGUUGGUUUUUGGGUUUUAGAAGAGGGUGUUUCUGUUUGGUUGACUUGUUGGUUAGUUUGGGUUUUCAAGACAGGCUUUCUCUAGGUAGCCUUGGCUGUCCUUAAACAUGCUCAGUAGAAUAUGAGUUCGCUGGUCUCAAACUCAUAGAGAUCCACUUGCCUCUGUCUCUCAAUUGUUGGAAUUUAAGG
Arvicola amphibius (Eurasian water vole) is the source of this 2488-nucleotide messenger RNA. Its product is annotated as C-C chemokine receptor 1-like protein 1. Bases 290 to 1360 code for a protein of 356 amino acids. The transcript is spliced from 3 exons. The record is from RefSeq and is a predicted model, not a curated record. Gene Ontology annotation, cellular component: membrane; cytoplasm. Gene Ontology annotation, molecular function: chemokine (C-C motif) ligand 7 binding; chemokine (C-C motif) ligand 5 binding; C-C chemokine receptor activity. Gene Ontology annotation, biological process: positive regulation of monocyte chemotaxis; G protein-coupled receptor signaling pathway; chemotaxis. Lineage: Eukaryota; Metazoa; Chordata; Mammalia; Rodentia; Cricetidae.